AUGGCUAAUGAUGGGCAAACAUCGAGAGUACCAAUUACAACAAAAACUGCUAUUUCGCGUCAAUAUCAAAUUACGACUGAUGGUCGAAUAUUCGAGCAUAGUCAAGGUAACGAUUCUCAUAAUCAUGAGACUUCCAACCUAGAAAACACUUCCCGAUCGAAAUUACCAUCUUUACCUUCGAAGUCGCAUAUUUCUCCGUUUGCAUCUGAAUCGAUGCAACUCCUAAAAUCUCGUAAAAAUAUCAAAGACACUUUAACUAAAUCAUCGUCAUUUAGAAUCGAACGACAAUCGACAAAUGUCGUAUCGAAAAGGCGUUUACCAACUCUACAUUCGAAUCCACCUGAUCCUGAACAGAAACUACAAUCUGAAUAUCAAAGAAGACAAAUAUACGCAUUGAAUUGUCUUAUGCGACAAUUAGAACAACAAAAAUUUCGAGAAUAUUUCAAAUUAGAUGAAAACUUUGGUCUCAAUUCUCCAGAAAUAAUUCCUGAUAACGAAGAUGCACAACCUUCCACAUAG
This is a messenger RNA of Adineta ricciae, 519 nucleotides long. NCBI's taxonomy places the organism in Eukaryota, Metazoa, Rotifera, Eurotatoria, Adinetida, Adinetidae. The record is from the annotation of a GenBank genome assembly.